This is a messenger RNA of Rosa chinensis, 2981 nucleotides long. Its product is annotated as G-type lectin S-receptor-like serine/threonine-protein kinase SD2-2. Gene Ontology annotation, molecular function: protein serine/threonine kinase activity; zinc ion binding; ATP binding. Bases 72 to 2777 code for a protein of 901 amino acids. Gene Ontology annotation, biological process: protein phosphorylation; recognition of pollen. The transcript has a single exon. The record is from RefSeq and is a predicted model, not a curated record. NCBI's taxonomy places the organism in Eukaryota, Viridiplantae, Streptophyta, Magnoliopsida, Rosales, Rosaceae.
AGAUGAAACCUCUUUCAUUUCUGUCCGUGAAUGGCAGAUUUCCAUGAAACUCCUCCUCUCUCCCUCUCUCCAUGCCUUCUUCCAUGGUUCGCAUCUCUCUCCUCCUCCCCAUACUCCAAACCCUGAUUCUCAUCUCCACAAACUCCAAUCCCAUUCCCAAAACUACUUCACCCCAAAGCCCAACCCAGUUCUCCAACACCCUUCCAUAUCCCACUCCAAACUCAAACGGGUCUUCAAGAACUGUCUCGAAGAUUCUCUGGUACGCACCCUUGAGAACCAACAAGGUUAUAGUCGAUGGCAACUCCACCAUUUGCAGUCGCAACAGGACCUUUCAGCUCGGCUUCUUCCCCUUUAAUGGCGGCGCCUACUUGGCAAUAAUGUACUCCUCAAUUCAGGUCCCCACCGUAGUCUGGGUCGCCAACCGCGACCGCCCCGUCAAGAAUCUCACUUCAGCCAGACUCGAAAUCACAGCCACCGACGGCCGGCUCGUCGUUAUAGACUCCGAUAACUCGACUCUCUGGGCCAGCCAGAGCACCGCCGCCGCCUCCGCCGUCGGCGCCCAAGUCGUGCUCUUGGAGAGCGGCAAUCUGGUGCUGCUCACCCGCUCCGGGGAACUCGCGUGGCAGAGCUUCGAUCACCCGGCUGACACGUGGCUCCCCGGCAUGAAUCUGACGGCGGAGCGGGGCCUGACCAGCUGGCGGAGCGCGGAGGACCCGUCCCCGGGUUUGUAUUCGCUGCGGUUGCGCCCGCAGGAUUACGGUGAGUUUGAGCUCGUUUUUAACGGUAGUGUUGAGUACUGGAGGACCGGGGUUUGGGACGGUAAGGCUUUCGCUGAUGUGCCGGAGAUGACUGUUAAGUAUAUCUAUAUGUUUCACUUCGUAGACCCGUUCAAGCCGACGGCGUCGUUUGGGUUCACCGAGCGGCCGUUGGAGAGAGGGUUGGACCCUCCGCUGACCCGGUUCCAGAUAGACCAUUCGGGUCAGCUCCGGCAGUAUACUUGGGGUUUAAGCGAGACCUGGGACAAGUUUUGGUACCAGCCUGAGGACAAGUGCAGAGUGUUUGGUUUGUGUGGGAGGUUUGGGGUUUGUGAUAGUGAGACCGCUGAACCCUGUGAGUGUCCCUCAGGGUUUAAGCCUGUGGAUGAGUCUGGUUGGGACUCUGGGGACUAUUCCGGUGGGUGUGAGAGGUUUGGUGAUGUGCCUUGUGAGGAAAGAGAUGAUGGUUUCGUGGAGGUUCAGGUUGAGAGUUUGGCGGAAAGUUGGCAUAAUAGUUCGAUUACUGGUAGGGAUGGUUGUGAAAAGAUGUGCUUGCAAGUUUGUUCUUGUAUUGGUUUUCAGUACAACGAGAGAUCUAGUUUGUGUAGACAUUAUUUCGGGUCUGUGUCGAAUUUGAGGAAUCUGAGCUCUGAUGGUAAUAGCAGUAUGGACGCUGGUAGUGUUUUGAAUUUGAAGGUACGAAAAGGUGUGAUCUUGAAGAACAGGAAGGCUAAGGUUAUGAAUUAUACAGUUUUUGGUGCUAGCAUUGUUGGGUCAGUUGCGGUUUUGGGUUUUGUGGUGGUGGUUGUAUUGAUUAGGAGAAGAAGGAUGAAGAGGAAUGGAGGAGCAGAGGAAAGUGUUUUGCUGCCGGUGUUGAAUUUGAAGGUAUUUUCCUACAAAGAGCUUCAGACUGCAACCUGGGGUUUUAAAGAGAAACUCGGGCAUGGUGGCUUUGGAGCGGUUUUCCUAGGGGAGCUAUCAGACCGUACUCUUGUUGCAGUGAAACGCUUGGAGAGGCCAGGCAGCGGAGAGCAACAAUUCCGAGCAGAAGUUUGCACCAUUGGCAACAUUCAGCAUGUCAAUCUUGUGAGACUCAGAGGCUUCUGCUCAGAAGAUUCUCAUAGACUUCUGGUAUAUGAUUACAUGCCAAAUGGUCCUCUAAGUGUGUAUCUACGUCGAGACGGUCCAAAUUUGAGCUGGGAUGUUAGGUUUCGGCUAGCGGUUGGUACGGCAAGAGGCAUUGCAUAUUUACAUGAGGGGUGUAGAGAUUCCAUAAUCCAUUGUGAUAUCAAACCAGAAAACAUUUUGCUUGAUUGUGAUUACACGGCAAAGGUGUCAGAUUUUGGGUUAGCAAAGCUGAUUCACAGAGACUUUAGUGGAGCAUUAGCUGCUGAUGGUAAUCAUGGCUAUACCUAUGGCUAUGUAGCGCCAGAGUGCAGACCUGGUGAUCCAAUCACCACAAAAGCCGAUGUUUACAGCUAUGGAAAGACAUUGAUAGAAUUACUUGGAGGCCAUAGAAUGUGGGAGGCACCUCCAUCUACAGGCGGCAGAGAGGGUGGAAAUGAAAUAACAGAUUCUUGGUGCUUUCCUUCGUGGGCAUCACAGCAGAUAAUUGAUGGCAAUGUGGUGGCUGUAAUUGAUGAUAGACUCGGGAGCAAGUAUAACCUUAAGGAGGCAGAGCGUGUUGCAUUAGUGGCGGUGUGGUGCAUACAGGACGACGAGGCAACAAGGCCUACAAUGGGGAUGGUAGUGACAAUGUUGGAAGGGGUCGUGGAAGUGACUGUUCCUCCAGCACCAAAGUUGUUACAAGCGCUGGUUUCAGGGGAGUCAUUCUGUGGGGUGAAUUCCGAUUCUGGACACAGUCCAUCGAUUGCCAGCGACAACUUCUCUGGUUGUAAUACGAAAUUAUCUAGUUGCGGUUCAGAGUCGUCACUUGGUAAUGUCUCUUCCUUAGUAAAUGAGAAUGUGCAUGAAAACCGAAGAAGUUCAGUGAGCUUUACUGUCAAUACUGACCAUAGCUAAGAGCAUUACACGCCAGUCACAUUUUCUGCUCUCUUCACAACAAAUUUCUCUCCCUGUAAAAAAUUUAGAAAAAGAUCUUUUGUAGAGUAUAUUGAUGUAUAAAGUAAUUUUCCCAUUAGGAAAAGUUUUGCCUCUUUGAAAUUAGAUCUUUACAAGAUGGAUCUGAAAUCCCAAUAAUAUUCUUUCCAGUUUUCCCUUGGUUCC